Molecule: messenger RNA, 4529 nt
Organism: Dermochelys coriacea (leatherback sea turtle)
Lineage: Eukaryota; Metazoa; Chordata; Testudines; Dermochelyidae
Gene: ALDH4A1
Product: aldehyde dehydrogenase 4 family member A1
Exons: 15
Coding region: 101-1945 (614 amino acids)
Molecular function (GO): L-glutamate gamma-semialdehyde dehydrogenase (NAD+) activity
Source: RefSeq, a predicted model, not a curated record
ACCAUGUGCUGAGAAGGGAGGGGGAGGGUUAGCGGCACAAUAUGCCAUCCCCGGGGAACGGGCGGGGUUGGGACCUCCCCGCUCGGGGGCGCUCUGCUGGAUGUAUUACUCUUCGGGGCGGGGCAGCUGGGUCCCCCCCCGGGAGCGGCAGCCCGUGUCUCCCCCCCCCCCCGAGAUGGUACAGCCCGGCUCUGGGGUCCCCGCCGAGGCGUGCGCCGCGCUGGGUCUGGCCCGUCAGCUCCGGCUCCGCGCUGCCGCCGAGGCGAUGCUGCUGCCCCCGCUGCGGAGAGCGCUGCUGGGCUGCCCUAGCGCCGGGCUGCGAUGGCAACACCGUAUAGCUGUAGAGGUGACCAACGAACCCGUUCUGGAGUUCAAGCAGGGCAGCCCGGAACGAGCGGCUCUUCAGAAGGCGCUAAACGAUCUGAAGGGCAAGACGGAGGCCAUCCCAUGCGUGGUGGGGGGAGAAGAGGUGUGGACAUCAGACGUCAGAUACCAGUUGUCGCCGUUCAAUCACUCGCACAAUGUGGCCAAGUUCUGCUAUGCGGACAAGGACUUGCUUAACAAAGCAAUCCAUGCCGCCGUGGCGGUGCGGAAGGAGUGGGACCUGAGACCCGUCCAGGACAGGGCACAGAUCUUCUUCAAGGCGGCUGACAUGCUGAGCGGCCCACGGCGAGCGGAAAUGCUGGCCAAGACCAUGCUUGGGCAGGGCAAAACCGUCAUCCAGGCGGAAAUCGACGCAGCUGCGGAGCUGAUAGAUUUCUUCCGAUUCAACGCCAAGUACGCGCUGGAGCUGGAGAACUCUCAGCCCGUCAGCGUCCCCAUCAGCACCAACAGCAUGGUCUACCGGGGGCUGGAGGGCUUUGUGGCAGCUGUUUCGCCCUUUAACUUCACUGCGAUUGGUGGGAACCUGGCAGGGGCUCCGGCUUUGAUGGGAAAUGUGGUCCUCUGGAAACCCAGCGAUGCCGCCAUGCUGUCCAACUUCACCGUGUACAAGAUUCUCCUUGAAGCUGGUCUCCCUCCAAACGUCAUUCAGUUUGUCCCGGCUGACGGAGCUGUUUUUGGAGACACGGUCACAAGCUCUGAGCAUUUCUGCGGGCUCAACUUCACGGGCAGCGUGCCAACCUUCAAGCACCUUUGGAAGCAGGUGUCAGAGAACCUGGAUCGGUACCGCACCUUCCCGCGCCUGGCAGGAGAGUGCGGCGGGAAGAACUUCCACUUCGUGCACAGCUCAGCCGAUGUGCCCAGCGUGGUGAACGGGACCCUGCGCUCGGCCUUUGAGUACAGCGGCCAGAAAUGCUCGGCCUGCUCCCGCCUCUACGCCCCCGACUCGCUGUGGCCCCAGAUCAAAGAGAAACUGUUGGAGGAGCAUGGGAACAUCAAAGUGGGAGACCCUGCCCAGGAUUUCGCCACGUUUUUCUCGGCUGUGAUCGAUGACAAGUCUUUUGCACGUAUUAAGAAGUGGAUCCAACACGCCAAGACGUCGCCCAACCUCAGCAUCCUGGCAGGGGGGACGUGCGAUGACACUGUUGGGUAUUUUGUUGAGCCAUGUAUCGUGGAGAGCAAAGACCCAAAGGACCCCAUCAUGGAAGAGGAAAUUUUUGGCCCAGUCCUGACUGUGUAUGUCUAUCCAGAAAAGCAGUACAAGGAAAUCCUACAGCUCAUAGACACCACAUCCCCCUACGGCCUCACAGGGGCAGUGUUCGCUCAGGAUAAGAACGUCAUCCAGGAAGCGAGGACACUUCUGAGGAAUGCAGCUGGCAACUUCUACAUUAAUGAUAAGUCAACUGGUGCAAUUGUGGCCCAGCAGCCAUUUGGGGGCGCCCGUGCCUCAGGAACCAACGACAAACCUGGCAGUCCCUCCUACCUCCUGCGCUGGACGUCUCCCCAGGCCAUCAAGGAGACCCACGUGCCCCUCGGAGACUGGAAGUACGCGUACAUGCAAUGAUCGCAGCCCUGUGCCUUCCAUGCUGGGAGAAUGGUCUCUUACUACUGACUCCAAAUACAGAGCGUAGUGGCUGAUCUCGUUUCCCAGCUGCGGCUCUAAUAGUAUUUAAAGCAUUUUGUUUUUGCAAACACAAUUUAACAGACUGUUACCCAGCAACAAGAGCAGCCCUUGUGAUUUCUCAAAGCUGAUGUAGAGGAUUAGUCUAAGGCAGGGUUCUCCUGUAGGCUGCAGUUUGUUCAUGGUCCUCUAGCAGGAGGAGGCUGCUCAUCAAAGAAACCAGGAACCUCAGAACUACUAGACUAGAACAGGAAUACAGCAGCAAGAACCACAGGCCUGAGAGGCAGUAGAGGAGAAACAAUCUGGAAAGAAUGAGAUAACUGGGAUUCAUGCUGAUCUGUGCUAAACAAAUCCACUAAGCUUGCCCUCCCAAAGUCCCAUAGAAUCAUAGAGGAACAUGCCCUUGGAGAUGUUCUUGUCCAUUUCUCUCACUACAUUGGUCUAUGCAUGAUUUUGGUUUUCCAUCUAGAUCUCAAGGACAGUGUGUCUCCUGCUGCAGGUAUGAAGCCAGUGCCCAGUCUGCCACUGGAGAAGGAACAAAUCAUGUUCUUUAAAGGGCUUGGCCAUACGAACAUUUAUUUCUCCACACGCUAUGGCAUACAUCUACCCUGCACGGCACUAAGUGUCUGUGUGGACCUUGCUGAAGCCUGUUAAAAAUUCCCUACCAUGCUUUAAUCCAAGAAGGGUAGAUCUAAGCACCCUAGGAAACUUUUAGUGUAUGGUAAAAUUACAUCCCAGCAUGCCAUCAGUUAAGUGUUUGUGUGGACAAGCUGUACAUUUUAUCAUCAAACACUGUAGGUGAUAAAAUGCCUUGCAUUCACACUUCUGCUGUAAAAUCCUUGCAGAGUUUAGAGGGGAGAUGCAUUUAGGGAAAGUAAUGCAUGAAAACAGCAAUUGAGUUGAAACUGGGCAGAACCCUUGUCUUCCAACUCUUGUCCAUCCUUUUUUAAAAGCUGCCUCUAACACCUAUAUCCCUCUCCACCAGAAUAGGGACAGAUUUUGCUUUCUCCCCCUGAACUGAGAUUCCUUUGAAAUAAUUAAAGCAAGAGCCGUAUGCCUUAUAUUGGAGCAGAUAAUGGCAUUAACAAGAUGGGCUCGCCACUGUUACUUUCAGAGCUGUAUUAUCUUCCAAACACUUGUUUUUAGUUUAGUGCAUGGGCCAUGUUACAAAUCAUGCUUGUUAAACUCAAUUUUUAAAUUGCUUGUUGGUUAAGAAUUUCUGUUCCAGGGAGUGGGGGGGAAACGUAUGUGAACUCUGGCUUGAAUUGAUCCAGAGAGCUACAUCAUUGGACUCUAGCUGUGCAUUUUCCCAGAGUUCCUUGCUGUUGAGAUCAGAGGCUGUGGUUUGGCUUAGGCUCUAGUUUGAAUCGCGUAGUGACUGUAGCUCUGUUUUGCAUGCAGCACUGAGGGGAUGCUGUUGUUGUGCAUUCCUCAUGGCUAUUUUGCUGUUAAACCCCUUGGUUUAAAACCGGAUUCAGUGCUAGCCCCAUGUUUCACAUUACUACAGCCACUGGCUGUGCUAAGCCAAGCCAAGGGCAAGGGUUAGCCAUACAAAUACUACUUUGCAACUGUGUCAGUAAUAGGUGCAUUUAAGGCUUUUUAGGUCUGGGAUUCACUAGCCCUUUGACAGCUAUCCAGCUGGGCAGGCUCCUCCAAGCUACUCCCCUGUGAGGUUACCUGAAUGGAUCCAGAGAGCAUCUCCUCUUCCCUGGCGUGGGUCUGAUGUUAGUAACAAGUGGGUGGCAGCAGCAGGAAUCUUAUUGGCUGCUCAGAGGGAGAGAGAUCUGAUUACAAUGUUAAGAGUCCAUUUUGCCUCUGUUGGGCCUUAGCCAGCAGGCCAUGUGUACAGUGAACACCCCUGACUGUAUGUUCCUGUACAUCAUGGGUAACAUAUACCCAUCUGUUCUGAGGCACAAAACUGCUCUAAAUUGCAAAUGCUAUUGCAGUCUUAUUAGUAGGUUCUUACGCCAUGUCCACUGAGCUCUUGCAUCUAACUUCAGUUCUAAUUUAGAAGGUUCCUUCAACAGCAAGCUGUUACGCUUGACAAUUCCCGCAGCCAGAAUUGUGAAGCUGUAGAUGAUAGACAGUACAGACAUUAAAUUGUCUGAGGUGUACAGUCAGCUAAAUGUUAACCUCUGCUGUGUCUUGGCUAGUAUUUAGCUUUCAGGUCAAUAACUAGUCACUGCCACUGAAGUCAAUAUCUACUUAUUACAAAUAUAAAAUGCUGAAUCAUGAGACAGAUAAGUUGUUACCAUAUCUUAGUUACACAGGCUUGUAUGCUUUUUAAAAGGAAACUGUUGAAGCAAAGGUUUGUUAAUGACUGAUUCUACUAGCACUUUUUGGUUCUAACUGUGUAAGAUUGAAGGAGUCUACUGUGUUAGAUUAAGUAUUUGAGUCAAAGAAACACAUUUCAGGUACUUUAUCUUUUAUCGCUAUGUAACACUAUAGACAAGAUUAAUCUCUACCAGGAUGCACAAUAGCAACAAGGUUUUGCAUAUUAAAAUAAAUCAGUAAUUUAUCCAGUAAA